UUUCUUUUUUCUAUUAAGAAGAUGUGCGAAAGAAUGGUGCGACUAUUAAAAUCCAGCCUCCGCAACAAUCACAUACAAGUGUCCACCCGAAACCUGUCCGUCACUUCGUCAACUCUGUAGGUACAUGUUGUAGACAAUGUCCGGAACCAGAAUAAAGCGUAAACGUCACUGUGCCUGUUUGGAAUAAUAUGCGGGACGUGUUUGGCUGGCGAGUGCGCGUGCGCGUGCGCCUUCGCCCGUGAAGAUGUGCGCGAGAGACGGCGACCUCCUCGCACUUGCGUCCGUUCUAUUUGUGUUCGCCUUCGUCACUCGAUGCGCCUUUAGUCAGUACCGAAGCUCAGCCGGCCGCCCGGCGUGUGUCCGCCGUCGCGCAACGAAAUACUAAUCCGCCGCGCAGGCCGCGGCGGCCAGCGCUGGAGCCAUGGCUGCCCAGCCGCCGCGUCCACCCCCCAACAAUUUACUCUUCUGUGGACCCCCGCCGAUUUUACCACGUGUAGUUCUGUUGCCUAACAAUGUUGUUUGCAAUGUCGGAACCGUGGAUGCUGUACCUGAUACCGUUAACCAAACAAAUGAUGUGGAUUCUUUACAAGAAAUAAACAACGUGGGUGUGCCGCAUUGUCAAAAAUCAUUCAACGAUGACAUUGAAAACAGCGAGUAUAACAAAAACCACGAUGUAUAUUAUCAAAUGCCUCCGGAAAAUUAUUUGAGAAGAACGCAUAGUUUUGAUAUUUCUGACAUCUAUAGUGCUAAUAUUGAAAGCGAAAUUGAUUAUCGAGCAUUCCGACAUCGGCGGUCGGAACCAGACUUAUCAAAAUAUGGACUGUUCGUUGAACCUACAGUGACUAUAGAAUAUGAAACUCAACCACCAACGUCGUUAGUGCUUAAUAACCCGUUCUACGAUGGCUCGUAUGCUCUAGAUCCAACACAGUUAAACCAGAAUUUAAUAUCUUUACCAGAUAAUUAUUUAGCUUUUGAGGAUUCGUUCGUUCCUUCCUGGGACUAUAAACCAGAAUUAUUAGUUAACAGAGAAUUACCUCCAGAAUUAUAUUAUGAUGGUAUACCAUUAAUUCCGUCGAAUGAUCCAUGGUCUGUAUAUUGUAAUGAUAAUGCGGGCUACGAGUACUAUACUCCGCAUUUGGAAAUACCGUUAAGCGAUCAGGAUGGUGUACAUUACAUGCCUCUACCUGAUUUUGAUUAUAUACCACAAUACAUGAAUUUACCUACAGUUGAAGAACCAAAUAUUGGAACUUAUUCCGAAGUUAAUCACCAAUCAGAUAUUACUACCUCUAACAUUGACGAGAAAAAUGAUAAUUUAGAUCUUGUACAUAAAAACGUUGAAGAAAAUUUACCUCAAAAUACAUCGAAUACGUGCAACGUUACGGCUGAUACAGUUAGUGAAGAUGAAAAAGGUAAUGCCGUCGAUUCAUCAACUAACAGAGAGUCAUCGACGCAGAGCGAAGCCUCGUUCAAUGCUGAUAUUUCAAACGAUGUGACAUCUAGUUUAGCUUUUGUGCCUAGUAGUAAAAGUUCUCAAAGACCUGAUGGUGAAGACGACACUAGUGAUGAUACCUCGCCGUGCUCCACUGAUUAUCACGAAGCUUCUGCAUUGGACCUAGUGCAAAGUUUAGACGAACUGUCUUGCUGUGAUAGUGGGGACUUUUCUCAAAGCAGGGACGAAGUGUCUCCAAUUAUAUCAGAAAGUAAUAAGCCAAACGUAGUUAAACAUAGUGAUACUGAUCAAAACCAAAGUGCAAAUAGUAACCAGGUUCCUAACGAUGUGCCUAAAAGUCUACCUCUCAAUGAGUUACCGGUCAUUCCAAUUAAUGAUAAAGUACCGGCGAAUAUACCUCCACCUCCUUUGUCAAAUGAACUGUCUACUAAGGAUAAUUUUAAUGAAAACGUUGUGCCUAAAUCGUCUAGUCAAUCUACAAAUAAGCAAGUAGUUAGUGUGUCAGUAUCAGAAGUAACCAAAAAAAGUAAUGCGAUGACAUGUACAACAAAUGAGCCAAACCCUGAUAACAGCGUUAAGAACUGUGCCAACCCGGUGAAGAUAACGCGCCAGCCCCCUCACCCUCCUGCUGUGCCCCCCUCUUGGUUACCUGCAAAACCGCCUGUUACUAGCAAUCAGACAAAUGCCGCGUUGUUGCCGCAGAUUUGCGUUCAAAACACCGAAGGGGUGUCUACAAACUUUGAGAGCCCGAAUCCUGUACCGCAGCCGCAAGUGAAGCAAGCUGAGCCGCCAGCGGUGGAAUCUCAGCCUCAGCCCUCUUGCUCAUUUACACAAACUCAUGUGCCUUUGCCUUCUCACGCGUCUCAACUUAAACCUGAAAAACAACCAAAAGAAGUAGAGAGCUCCCGCGCACGCUCCUCCGUCAAGGACGACAAGGACGGACAUCUGGUCUACUGGCCCGGAUAUGUCAUGGGAGCGAGAUACAAAAUCAUCGACACGCUCGGUGAGGGCACGUUCGGCAAGGUGGUCGAGGUGAAAGAUUUGGAAUUGGAGCACAGAAUGGCUCUAAAGAUUAUUAAGAACGUUGAGAAGUACAGAGAGGCUGCAAAACUCGAGAUUAACGUUUUAGAAAAAUUGGCCGACGUCGACCCCGACUGUAAAAACCUGUGCGUGAAGAUGCUGGACUGGUUCGAGUACCACGGUCACAUGUGCAUCGCGUUUGAAAUGCUCGGACAGAGUGUGUUCGACUUCCUGAAAGACAACAACUACCAGCCGUACCCGCUGGAGCAGGUGCGGCACAUCUCCUACCAGUUGAUAUACAGCGUGCUGUUCCUGCACGACAACAAGCUCACGCACACCGACCUCAAGCCGGAGAACAUACUGUUCGUCGACAGCGACUACGAGGUCGUCAGCGUCUACACUAGUUCUAAGAAAACACAUGACUUACGGCGCGUGAAACGGAGCGAUGUACGACUCAUCGACUUCGGCAGCGCGACGUUUGACCAUGAACACCACAGCACCAUCGUCUCCACUAGACAUUACAGAGCACCCGAAGUCAUAUUAGAGCUCGGUUGGUCACAACCGUGCGACGUGUGGUCUAUCGGCUGCAUAAUGUUCGAGUUGUACCUCGGCAUCACACUCUUCCAGACACAUGACAACAGGGAACACCUCGCCAUGAUGGAGAGGAUUUUAGGACCCAUACCUUAUAGAAUGGCACGUAAAACUAGGACAAAAUAUUUCUACCACGGUAAAUUAGACUGGGACGAAAAGUCCUCCGCCGGCAGAUACGUCAGAGAGAACUGCAAACCUCUAUUAAGGUAUAUGCAGAGCAACAGCGAGGAGGCGCGGCAGCUGUUCGAGCUGAUCGCGCGCAUGCUGGACUACGAGCCCACGCAGCGCAUCACCCUGCGCGACGCGCUGCGGCACCCUUCUUCAACAAACUGCCGCCGCACCAGCGGCUCGGACACCAGUUCACAAGACCAUCAUUCCUUAGGCAAUGACCGCGCGCGGUGCAACGGGGAGAGCUCGGGGUCCCGAGAGCGAUCGCUUUCUCUCAGCGCCAGCUACUAGAGAACGCGCGCGGGGCGUCGGCGCGGGUGUCGGCGAGAGUGUCGGCGAGGGUGUCGGCGCGAAUGUCGGCAAGAGUGUCAGCGAGGGUGUCAGCGAGGGUGUCGGCGAGAGUGUCGGCGCGAAUGUCGGCAAGAGUGUCAGCAAGGGUGUCGGCGCAAGUGUCGGCGCGAGUGUCGACGGGCCGCGUGACGCGUGCGCGCGCCCGUAAGGUGUAAACUUGUACAGUUCUAAUAAAGUGAUAAGUGAUCAUUAUUUUGUCGAACGCUGUAAUCUAGGUAAUACUUUUGUUGUGAAUCGGUACUUCUCAAUUUGUAUUUAUAAAUAAUUAUUAUCGAAAUAAAGACUGUCAGUCUAAAGUUUC
This is a messenger RNA of Manduca sexta (tobacco hornworm), 3881 nucleotides long. Its product is annotated as dual specificity protein kinase lkh1. The record is from RefSeq and is a predicted model, not a curated record. Bases 422 to 3520 code for a protein of 1032 amino acids. Gene Ontology annotation, biological process: protein phosphorylation. Gene Ontology annotation, molecular function: protein kinase activity; ATP binding. Gene Ontology annotation, cellular component: nucleus. Lineage: Eukaryota; Metazoa; Arthropoda; Insecta; Lepidoptera; Sphingidae. The transcript has 12 exons.